GGACCAUUCACUAACAGUCAUGUCACAUCAUGGAUCAUUCACUCAAAGUCAUUGUCUAUAUCUUGGAUCUUGGGCGAACUUCCGCAUCAGCAGAGACUUUUCCAGCGUCAAAACAGCAUAUUCGGUCAUGGCCCCCUUGAUACGCAACAUCUCCCGGCAGGAGGUGCAAUGGGUCAACUCCAGCAGCUCCUGCACGUACAACAAGAUCUGUUUCUUCAGGCGAACCAAGUUCGUGGUCUACCUAGCUGACCAUGCCACUAUCAUUGGACAUUUCCUGAUCAUCUCUGCUAGCAACCGCUACAAUGAACUACAGGACCAAUCUAUACCGGGUUUCCCUGAUGCUCAGAUUGACACCAGCAAUCUACUUAGCAGCUUCGCUUUCGGGAUGUGCGCUUGCAUCAUUCCAUUAGGCGUCUUGAGCCUCCUCCUGAUAUUCGACUCUUUCUGGCCGGGGCGGAAAGAGACCCGUUGCAUUCAGUGGACAUGGAAACUUGGUGCUGCUGCGGCAAGUCUGUCCCAACUAGCAGCAUGCAUAGUAAUGACAAUUAUCGUGGCGACCCAGGGAGUUCAGAUACACGGCGUGUCAGCGGAUGAAGAGGCAGCCAUCCGCGGCAACUGGAACUGGAUCUCUUUGGCGUACGGAAAAGAUGGCCGGACAGUAGCUGGGCUAGUGUUCUAUUGGAUCGGAUGUGUAUUCAUGUUCUGGAGUACCAUUGCCAUGUGGCAUUGCUACGCGUACCACAACAUUCACUGGCCGUUUGCCAAUCAUGCGAGACAAAUACGGAGCCACGGAGCCAAGACGGUGUUAAGGUCUUCAGUUAUACUCAACUCUAGUGAAGUAGCUGAGCCUCGUUGGAAUUAGCCACUUCCGGAUGGUUUGGGUGAAUUAUUAGCUUUGUUGCUGCAUGGGUGAACUAUUUGAGCCAAGUGAUAGAACAAAUACAAAGUUCAGAUUCUUACUGCAUAGUGAUUCCGAU
Messenger RNA from Aspergillus welwitschiae, 977 nucleotides. RefSeq lists its product as uncharacterized. The transcript has 3 exons. The coding region runs from base 20 to 862 and encodes 280 amino acids. The record is from RefSeq and is a predicted model, not a curated record. Lineage: Eukaryota; Fungi; Ascomycota; Eurotiomycetes; Eurotiales; Aspergillaceae.